This is a messenger RNA of Physeter macrocephalus (sperm whale), 1307 nucleotides long. RefSeq names its product calcineurin like phosphoesterase domain containing 1 (gene CPPED1). The transcript is spliced from 4 exons. Bases 120 to 1061 code for a protein of 313 amino acids. NCBI's taxonomy places the organism in Eukaryota, Metazoa, Chordata, Mammalia, Artiodactyla, Physeteridae. The record is from RefSeq and is a predicted model, not a curated record. Gene Ontology annotation, molecular function: hydrolase activity.
GCCCCGAGCAGAGGGUGCAACCCCAAGCCAGGCAGGCCCCUAGCGGCGGUUGGGCCUUGAGGAGUCUCGCCGCUCCCUCCUAAGCAGUGGACUCCUUCGAGGCGGAAAACUUACUUGCCAUGUCGGCUGCGGAGGCGGGAAGUGUUUUCCACAGAGCUCGGGGCAGGACCCUGGAUGCGUUUUCCUCAGAAAAGGAAAGGGAAUGGAAAGGCCCAUUCUACUUCAUCCAAGGUGCGGACCCACAGUUUGGACUGAUGAAGGCCUGGUCCACUGGGGACUGUGACAGCGGUGGUGACGAGUGGGGGCUGGAGAUCCGUCUGACUGAGCAAGCCGUCCAGGCUGUCAACAAGCUGAACCCCAAGCCCAGGUUCUUUGUUCUGUGCGGGGACCUCGUCCAUGCCAUGCCCGGGACGCCCUGGAGGAAGGAGCAGACGGAGGACCUGCAGCGGGUGCUCAGGACCGUGGACGGCGAGAUCCCGCUGGUCCUUGUCAGCGGCAACCAUGACGUGGGCAAUGUCCCCACCCCCGAGACCAUCGCGGAGUUCCAGCGGACUUGGGGAGACGACUAUUUCAGCUUCUGGGUUGGGGGCGUCCUGUUCCUCAUCCUCAACUCGCAGUUCUUAUACGAUGCCUCCAUGUGCCCUACCUUGAAGCAGGCCCAGGACCAGUGGCUGGACCAGCAGCUGAGCGUCGCAAGGCAGCAGAAGUGCCAGCACGCCAUCGUCUUCCAGCACAUCCCGCUGUUCCUGCAGAGCAUCGACGAGGACGAUGACUACUUCAACCUCGCCAAGUUGGUGCGGAAGGAGAUGGCAGACAAGUUCUCCCAAGCAGGUAUCAAAGCUGUGUUCUCAGGCCACUACCACAGAAAUGCUGGGGGCACCUACCAGGACCUCGACAUGGUGGUAUCAUCUGCCAUCGGAUGCCAGCUGGGCAAGGACACCCAUGGGCUCCGAGUCGUGGUGGUCACCGCUAAGAAAAUCGUCCAUCGAUACUAUAGUUUAGAUGAGCUGAGUGAGAAGGGAAUAGAAGACGAUCUGAUGGAUUUGUUGAAGAAAAAAUGAUUGCCGAUUAUGAUUUAUUCACUUUCACUUCUACUAUUUUUUCAUUUUGGAAGAAACAGCAGCUGCACACAACCCCUUAUUGAAAUAAAAAAGUAUACCAGGCAGAUUUGUGAAUUUAUGUCCUUUUGCUUAAAUCAGAGAGGUAGGUCCUGUAGUAAAUGAUAUUUAAAAUAGAACUGCCCUCCCUAUGCAAAAGAGAGGGGAGGAGCCUGGAAAUGAAAGAAUAAAUGAUAUUAUUAGAAUCUC